AUGGAAUUGACUUUCCUUCUGACUGUGCUGGCCUCUCUCCAGAUUUUCCCCAGCCUGGUGUCACCUACAGCUCCCCUAUCAGCCCCAACACUCUCUCUGCACCCCCCACACCCGGAAUUCUUAGAGGGGGAGCGUCUGACACUCAGGUGCUCGGCUCCCAGGGCUGCAGAGCCGACGGGGUACCGGUUCUUCGACCAAAGUGGGGAGCGGCUCUUCGAAACACCCCCUGAUCUCUACAGGGAAGCCCAGCUCCAUCUCACAGUUCAGCUGGCCACCACCGGGGCCUACAGUUGUGCAUACUGGACGGGGGCAUCCGGGCAAGAAACCGCAUCUGAGAAGAGCCAGCCCGUCUCCGUUCAAGUGAAGGCCCACCCAGGCAGCUGGUCCCGGGAGUUGGCCCUGGGGGGCUCAUUCUUCACCCUCAACAUCCUCAUCUUCCUCAUCACCUACUUCCUGAUGAAGCGCGAAGCCUACACAAGCAGUGAUAGAAGCACAGAUCACAAUGAAGUGCCUCUACCUUCAGCAGGGCUAGAUAGCGUGCCUGAGGUAACAUCAGACAGUGAUGCACUCAUGCAGUCUGAAAUGGAAGAACCAAGUCUAGAGUCAUCAGAACCACUGGAAGUUUACAUGGAGGAAUAUCCUCCAUACCCACCACCACCUUACCCAUCAGGAGAACCAGAGGGACUGGGAGAGGACUCCUUCAGUAUGCGACCCCCUGAAGUCACUGGACAGUUUUCCUUAACUCCUGGGAAGAGGACGAACGUACGUAAAACUGGCUCAGAGAGGAUUGCCCAUGGAAUGAGAGUGAAAUUCAACCCCCUUGCAUUGCUUUUAGAUUCAUCUUUGGAGGGAGAAUUUGACCUUGUGCAGAGAAUCAUUUAUGAGGUUGAAGAUCCCAGCCUGCCCAAUGCUGAAGGAAUGACAGCACUUCACAAUGCCGUGUGUGCUGGUCACACCGAGAUUGUAAAGUUUCUGGUACAGUUUGGUGUGAAUGUUAACGCUGCAGAUAGUGAUGGAUGGACCCCUUUACGCUGCGCGGCAUCUUGCAAUAACGUCCAGGUGUGCAAAUUCCUAGUGGAAUCAGGUGCUGCUGUGUUUGCUAUGACCUACAGUGACAUGCAGACAGCUGCAGACAAAUGUGAAGAAAUGGAAGAAGGCUACACCCAGUGCUCUCAGUUUCUGUGCGGAGUGCAGGAGAACAUGGGGAUAAUGAACAAAGGAGUGAUCUACGCACUCUGGGAUUAUGAAGCACAGAAUGACGAUGAGUUGUCCAUGAAAGAAGGAGACUGCAGGACAAUACUACGCCGGGAAGAUGAAGAUGAAAUUGAGUGGUGGUGGGCACGGCUAAGUGACAAGGAAGGAUAUAUAUCACACAACCUGCUGGGGCUGUACCCAAGGAUUAAACCAAGGCAAAGAAGCUUGGCAUGAAAUUGCACAGAAUCCCGAGUUAUGAAGUUCUAAUCAAGGGUGAUUUAUCACUUCUCUAAAAGAAAUCAUUUUGUGUUAGUUCCAAUUUCAUGAGACGUUUUUUAAUAACAAUGUAACUUGAAAGCAAUGAAGAAUGUGCU
Malaclemys terrapin pileata is the source of this 1568-nucleotide messenger RNA. Its product is annotated as apoptosis-stimulating of p53 protein 2-like. Bases 1 to 1428 code for a protein of 475 amino acids. The record is from RefSeq and is a predicted model, not a curated record. Gene Ontology annotation, molecular function: p53 binding. Gene Ontology annotation, cellular component: nucleus. NCBI's taxonomy places the organism in Eukaryota, Metazoa, Chordata, Testudines, Emydidae. The transcript is spliced from 6 exons. Gene Ontology annotation, biological process: regulation of apoptotic process.